Molecule: messenger RNA, 8826 nt
Organism: Chilo suppressalis (striped riceborer)
Lineage: Eukaryota; Metazoa; Arthropoda; Insecta; Lepidoptera; Crambidae
Source: the annotation of a GenBank genome assembly
UGUCACUGCACAAUCGGAUUAUCGCAUGAAGGAAUUUGGAAUUGAAAGGGCACAAAUCGAAAAUAAAACAAAGCACUCUUCGUCUGUGUUUCUGUGAUGGGAUUAUUUAUUUUGAAAAAUUGACAAGCAUUUCUCCAGUGAUCUGUUACUAUAACAUUAGCAUUAGAAAUAUAGUCAAUAGUCGAAAAAGAUAUGGCCAGUGCGGAUCGGAUCGACUUCGAAAUGGAAGUGGAGGUAGAGAGUGCAUCUUCGGGCCCACCUGUGGAACCACCUAAUCCUACUUCGCCAGCUCCCCCUGCUACUCCUGGAGGAGCCACAAAAAGCGUGGUAGUCACGACCGCCACUUCGGGUUCAGUCACAGUGUCCUUACAUCCUUUGGUUAUCAUGAACGUAUCUGAACAUUGGACACGCCUCAGAGCACAAGAAGGUUCCCCACAAACAGUGAUUGGAGCUUUAAUUGGAAAACAAAAAGGCAGAAAUAUAGAGGUUAUGAACUCCUUUGAAUUAGUUUUCCGUGUUAUUGAUGGAGACAUUGUUAUAGAUAGGGAUUACUAUAAUUUAAAAGAAGAACAGUGUAAACAAGUGUUCUCGGACAUGGAUUUCCUUGGAUGGUACACUACAGGGGAGACUCCAACAGAGAGAGAUAUAGCUGUUCAUCGACAGAUUUGUGAUAUCAAUGAGUGCCCAGUUAUGCUUAUGCUCAAUCCAGCAGGACGAAAUGGAGAGCAACUUCCAGUGGUGUUGUAUGAGUCGGUGAUUGAUGUGGUAAAUGGUCGUGCUACAAUGUUGCUAGCACCACUCACAUACACUCUUGCUGCAGAAGAGGCAGAGAGAAUUGGUGUGGAUCAUGUAGCCAGAGUCUCGUCUGGCGAGGCUGCUUUAAAUAGUUUAGUGGCGGAGCACUUGACCGCUCAGCGUUCGGCGAUCAAGAUGCUCGUAUCGCGCGUACGAGCGGUGCUAGCUACAGUGAGAGCCAUACGCGACGGUACUUUACCACCACGACCGGCACUGCUGCGGGAGGCGCGCGCGUUAUCCAAUCGACUGCCGCUGCUCACUUCGCAGCAGUUCCGAACACACUUUUAUAACCAAUGCAAUGACGUCGCACUAAUGACGUAUCUAGGCACGAUUACAAAGGGCUGCAACGCAAUUAAUCAAUUGGUAAAUAGGUUUAAUGUGUUAUACGACCGGCAGGGGAUGGGGCGACGCAUGCGCGGACUAUUCUUUUAGGGGAAUUAGUAUCGUAUUCGCGACAUAGAAAUUGUGGAAAAAUCAGAUUUAAAAUUACUAUACUAAAUACCAGUAAGUACAAUGCUUAUCUUAUAAUAUGGAAUCUCUGAAAUUAGAUACGGGUUACUUUGUAAAAAAUAAUGAUAAUCGUCGCCAAGUUAUAUGAUGGUAUUGUAUAUACUUUUGAGCUCGUUUAUGUUGCCAGUGCAUUAUAGAUAUGCAUUAUAUACACUUAGAUAGACACGUUUGUUCGUUCGUAAAGAAGGAAUAAUAGAUGAUGUCUUGUUUCAAAGUCGAUAAAAACGUGUGUUAUCCGAAAAUCGACUUAAUUAGAAAUUACUUCUUAUGUGUAUUUUUCCAUAUAUUCUAUGUCGAAUCUACUGUAAGAUAUUUCAAUGAAAAAUAUAAUAAUAAGUUAUGAUAUUAUUUCUAUUUUAAAAGAACUGAAAUCAAAACACUAAAACAUUGAAAAAUAACAGAAAUAUUUUUAAUCCAAUAUUUAUGUAUUGGUUGUAUUCAUAACUAAUUUCAUCAUCAUCGUCAGCCUAUUAAUGUCCCGACUGCUGGGGCACAGGCUUUCCCUAACUAAUUUACUUUAUCUCAAAAGACUAAAAUGGCAGUAAUACGUACCUUUCUAUAUCAGUCAGUUGCCUAGCGUAGUAGCUUAAUAAUUAUUGUGUGUACUUUAAUAAAUAUUUUUUAAGAUAAAUAUAUCUUUUAUUUCAAUUCAGUAUUGUUAGGAAUAAUGGUUUCUCAAAAGAAUCUUAAAGUAUUGAUACGCUUUAAUUUUUGAUAGUGAAAUACAUCUUUGUACCAACGGUAUAAGGUAUAAUAAGUAUCAUAACACAAUGAUAACUCCGAUACUGGUAGUACAAAUGAAAAAUAUUUUGAUGAGACGCAAUAAAAUUUAUUUCGCAUCAUACUGGUUGAGUAUUCUCAUAAUUACACAAAAUUAACAAACUUUGGACACAUUGAGAUUCAUGCUAUGGAAGACCUUUUCGUAGAAGUUGAUUCGUCUUGUGGUGGCACUAUAGUGAUUUUGCAUUUUGCCUUUUAUAAUUAUCAUAAUAUCGAUUUGCAUAUAGCUUAAUCGCCGCACUUGGAUCGUGUUAAAAACUCAAACUAUAUUAAUUUUAAUCUAAUUGCAUAUUUUUUUAACUGAUUUACUACGUGACAAUAAGAACCAUAUUCGUAGCAACGUAAUCGCCUUGACUUUACGGACUCAAGUGUCAAAUAAGUCGACAUUCAGGUCCACUUGCGGCUUUCAAAUUUGCUAAAUCUCGAUUUAUCUUAAACUAGCUUUAACCCAUAAAAGUAACUAAAAUUAACAUUGACGUUUUGACAUUAUUUAAUGGGUAACAUCAUGUUUUAGUUAUUAUUUUAGUAAGUGGGCCCUAUAGGCAGACCGUUUAACUGAGACCUGCGGGGGAAAACCUCCCCCACACCCUGUACCGCGCAAGCGAGAUCUCAGUUAAGCGGUUUACCUACAGCUGGUUGAUACGUUUCUGAAUUUAAACGUUGUCAUGAGCUAGUUAAUAAAUAGCAUCGGAACGUUAAAGAGUUCUUAGCGAAAAGAUAAAAUACUUCAAAUAUCUAGUGCCUCCAUCAGACUGAACACAUGACAAUAACUCAAAAGGAGCAUUCUGUUUGGUUAUUGUAUUUCUAUCUAGUUUUCUUAAAUAGAAAAAGCAAAGCAGGUUAAAAAAUUAAAAUACAACCUCAAUAUAUACAAUAAUACUUAAAGCCAUAGAAAAAAAUCAAUGAAAUUAAGAGUAACAGAUGCACUGCAUAUUUGAACUCGUUGGGUGUUCCAUUUAUGCAGUGCCAAUACUUUUGAGUUACAGUAACACAUACCUAUUUUAAAGAACAUAAAAAUUAACAAAUAAAGUGUAGUUAUCCAAAAUGGUAAUUAAGACAAAAUAUUCCAAUAAACUUUAAAGUAAUGCUUGGCAUAAAGUUAGCAUAAAUUCAUUGAUAUGAAAUGAAGGUUUUUUUUAUCUGAACUAGUUAUUUUUGUUUCUAUGGCUUUUUGUAAUAAUUAAGUAGUUAUCUGGUAAUUUUUAAAGUGCUCAUUUUAAUAUUUUUUGUUAUUUAAGUGCCUAAUGAUGAAAUUAAGAAACAGUAUGAUAAAAUCUGUCCCUGUUAUAUUUUUUUUUUGUAAAAUUGUAAUUGUAAAUCACGUUUGAUUAACUUCUUAUCAAUCAUAUUCUUAACAUUGUUGUAAUAACUUAUUAUAUAACAUUACACUUGUACUGUAAUCGAUAGAUUUGUAUAAAAAUAUUUUUAAAGUUGUUAAUAUUAAUCGAAUCAACGCUAUUAUUGCUUUUAUUUAGCUACUUAAUAAAGAGUAUCUAAAAUUGUGUAAAUUGUAACAUAUUCAUACAAAAGAGAUAUUAAUAUUUACGAUAUAGGUACAAAUAACAUCAUUUGCAGUAGCUCUAAUUUUAUAUGAAUGUACACUACUGGAUUAAAUGCAACUUGUGGGCAAAAAUGUUUCAUGACAGUAAGAGCAAUCGAUCAUUAAGCCACUAAACGUGACCACUAGUGGCUCAGUUAAGCUGUGGCCGCGAUUAGUGGCUCAGUUAAGCGAUGUGCUAGUUCUAACAGUUGUUACGGCACUUUAAUGCUUUUACAAACAUGAGACUUACUUCCCUUGGUGUAGCUAUCGUAUACGGACUAUGGGAGAGAGUUUACAAAAUAAUUUUAAUUAAAAUCACAAAUAAAUAGCCCCCUUUCGUGAAGUCACAAGCAGAGUUUUAAUUAACGAAGUUCCUAUUUAUUAGUCUCUCAUUCUUACUUCAUAUCUAUAGAAGUCCCAAUUUCCCCUAACACGCCGGAAUUUCUGUCUGACCAGCUUAGAACGGGAUUGCACAAACAGUUAUGUAAGAAUGUAUACAAAACUGCAAAUACACAUUGUCGAAAACAAAACGAACGAAAAGGUUAAAAGUAGGUACAUGCAAAAAUAUCACCGUUCCAACGUAUAGCGGUCCGUUCACGCGUUUUGAACUCUAUGUCUUUCGUGAUAAGGGCGGCGUCGCGUGUGCUAUGUGUCGUCUGGUGUCUUCUCGAUGCCGAUUAGUUCGUCAAACAGUGAGUGGUUGUCGGGUAUCACGUGGGGCUCGUGUAGCGUCUGCCGGGCGAAUUUGAGCACCGCUCGCGUUAGCUGACCAACUGUCCACUUUCUGUCUACUAUCACUCGAACCAGGGUAUCUAGCUUGAACAGCUUCUCAUUCCCGAAGGUGUAGUAGAUGAGGGCGGGUACUCCAGCCACGCUGGCCGCGAGCCACUGCAGUAGCAUCUUGAGCUGGGCGUGCCCGCGCUGUCGGCUGCCGCAGCCCCAAUUUCCAGUCGCCACCGGCCGGUUGGAACCACCUGACACGAUUUUGUGCGCCAAUUGGCUCAGCUUUGGUUUCUUUAGUUUUACAGUGACCGGUUCGCAUAUGACGUUCUCUUCGAUCGUUUCGACGAUCAUGUUUAUCACCCAAUUCAAUUUUUUCUUCCUAACGGCAGGAUUAGAUAUUUGCGUAUUGCACGAUUCGGUUGAGGUGCUGAACUCUGAGCAAUGUCUACUGCUUGUCUCCGCCACAUCUGCGUCUCUUAUCUUGCUGCUUUCUAGUAUCUCUUCCGGGAUACACUCUUUAACUUUACGUUUCAGUUGCGCGGCGAGGCGAUGCCGGUGGCGUGCCAGCUCAAGCGACAGAGAGCGCGCGGCGAGUGCCAGACGGCGCGGUGCAGCGCGGUCGCGUCCGUCCCGCCCGUACAGCUCAGCGGCUUCCGCGGCCCCUUCUGACCCCACGCCGGGCAAAUCGCACGCCAUAGAUUCACUCAGGGUGCGCUUCAGUAGUGACCCCGCGAAUCUUAUCACAGCCAAAUCUCGGGAGUCCAAUUCCCGUGCUUUAUGUUCUCCAGAAGUCGACUCUACAAUUGGAUCGUUUAGCCACUGAUUAAAUUGCUCGUAAACCUCUUCUAAUUCUGAUGUGUAUUCAGUGCUGAAACUGUAUUUGGAACUAUUUCCUGUUUCCUUCCUGCCCAACGGUCGACGUCUCGGACACGGGUCGCAGCCGUUGCUUAUAGUCUCUUUUUCAGUUAGCACAAAGCCCACGGAACCCCCACGUUUGACUUUGAUAUCGCUGUCGUGAACCCCCGCCCCGGAGAUGCUGACGCCGACCGCGUAGCUGGAGCUGUCGGUGGACCAGUCACCGGUGGUACUGGUGGUGCAGGAGUUCUCAGCUUCACGUCGCAACGCGUCGCGCAGGCGGUCCGCGAAGCUCAUUCGUCGCUCCUCCGUAGACAGGUCUUUGGAGUAUUGGAAUGAAUUGGGCCGGGCGCUCUCGCCUCUGCCUUCGUCUUCGCUGCCACCAUAAUCGAAGCUGUCGUUAGCGCUGUGGUACUCGUCAUCGCUGGAGUUGCAGCUGGAAUAGAGGCUGUCCUCCUGCGUGUCGAGGGUCGGCAGCCCCGGGCUCCUGGUUACCGGCAGACACUCUCCCGAAGAGCCUAGCACGAUGAACCUGCCCCGUCGGUUGUUUAGCGUGUCCGUGUCGGGGGAGAGCCAACAUUUUCGUUUUGUUAGUUCGACACUAGGAUCGUUAAGGUUUAUUGUAGCCGCGCAGUAGUUUUGCGGCGACGGACUUCUGCUGUUGAAGCUGUUAAUUGUGCUACAGGAGGAGGCUUGUUUCACGACCACUGUCGCUUCCACUUCUGGAGGCGUGUGGCUGAAUGAUUCACCUAUUGGUGAAAGUCUUCUCUCGUGUCUGGGACUUUUCAUUGGCGUUUGUUGGAAAGCUAGUAGACACUUAUUCAUUUCUCUUAAUACGUUGUCUUCUUCCCAUUGUCCCAAAGGCAAUUUGCUGUAAUCUUCUGCGUCCAUAAGACAUACUGUUACCGUUUUCGGUUCCUCAAGGAGUUCAAUCUUCGUCUUUUGUCUCUUAUCGCAAAUCCUACUAAAUAAUCUGACGCCUUCCACUUUUAGGACCUCGUUGUCUUCGAGCGCCUCCACCGACAGCAUCGCUGGUAGAAGUUCCGGCAUCAUGAACAUCGCUAGCGAUUCCUGUGAUUCCCCGUCGAUCAAAACUUCUCCACCAAUCCUACUCGACGCGAAGCAGACCCUGAUCGCAUCAUCGUUCUCGCACCUCUCAGGUCUUCCUUCGUGCCUCACAAGCAGUUUGCACAGAGGCAAAGUGCACUCUAACCAGUCUUCAAUAGUCAACCAUUGUUUCGAAGUCAUAACCUGACGGCUUAUUUUAAUACAACCAUCUGUACUAUGUUUAUCUAACCACUCAAAAUAAUGCAGCAAGCUUUUUAACUUAUUCCUCUGUGAUUUCCUAUGUAAAUUCUUAAAAAAAUGCGUGAAAUUGAAAUCUUGGAGCGUUGGGUGCGUUUUGAGCGUUCUCUUUGGAAAAGUUGAGAAAAACGCAUGAGCAAUUAAGGACGACACGAAAUUGUAAUCCAGUUCUGUUACAUCACUUUGCUGUUGCAAGCUGAACACGAGCCCUUUAGGCGGUCGCCACUUCUUCAAAUGCAAGGCUCUGUUCACCAUUAUCCUGAUGGUGUUGUCCAGGAAGUUUCUGCGCUCUUCCUCAGUCAUCUCCUCGUCCAGGAACUGUUCCAGCCCUUUCAUCAGCUCUGGGUCUUUGAUGUCAUCAUCUGGAUCUAUGCCUAUGUUGCACAUAUCGUGAAUUUUCAACAUGCUGGCAGUGAGCUUGUGCGGCGCUGAAGCUAAUAGGAGAUGCUUCAGAUGUCGCUGCACAGAGGUCCACCAAGGAAGAUCGCAUGGCAACAUCACUAGCGCCAUUUUUGUAAAGGAUGAGCUGCAGGUCCGAUGUCACAAUAUAAUCAAAAACACUAAAACAACAUAGAGUCACUGUCGCCACGCGACUACCGGCUUCUUUUUGCGUACUUUUCUCAUUGUCUACAGGGAUACGAGAAAAUCUUCCAUUUUCAUGACAAAUAUCUUAUUGCUUGCCCCCAGACAGAAAUAGUGUAGUGAGAGAAAACGCAACAGAACGCGGCACGGGAGCACGCGAACCCCGGCUAUUUAUAACCGCUUUCGUGUUUCGCCGCUGAAAUUAGACUGUAAAUAAAAAGUUUAAGGAGAGUAGGGCCCGGUUAAUCCUUUUUGUGGGUCAUCUCGCGACAGGAUCAUGUGGCUGUAUUGAUAGAACAGUUGAAAGAUGAUUCGUGAAUUCUGAUCGGUUUUAUUGGACUUGCAGUUAUCCGGAAACUUAAUUGUGUGCAUGCUGUGCGUCACGGCCGUCUUAGGUUAGCCGGCGUACAAGGGCUCGGAGCGAGCAGCCUGUUCCGUGGUGCAGGCCGAACUGGCAGCGGCGAGCCGACUUUCACUGAGGGGGCAACUACCCUUGCCCUCCUGGCUGUCGCUCCCACCACCCCCCAGUGACGUCAUAGUCGGCGUCACGACCUACGACGGCGUACAACGCGACGCUGCCGCCGCCCUGUGUUAGCAGGGCUGUCCAUUGAUUUGGCCACGAUUAAUCAAUAUCUAAUGUUUUUGGACACAGUAAAUGCUUGACAAUUGCCGUGACAGUCGCAUUGAAAGAUGCAGAUAAACUAAUGUUAAAAGAAUAAUAAAUAUUGAAGUAUUAAAGAAGACGGUUCAAAACUUACUCAUAAUAAGGCUCUACAAACAAUCAUGUUUUUACUGACAUGAGUAUGAACAAUAAUAAAUAAAGCAAUCCUUCUUCAAUAGAGUUUACUACUAAACUGACUCCUACGGCAUGCCUAGACUAAAUCAAUAGUUUUUAAAUUUGACAGCCCUGAAUACCUGGUUCGUAAUAACUGCUCGUGAAAUGUCGCUGGGCACAUUAUAUAAAGCACAACAUACAAAGUAUACAGCCUGCGUCAGCACGGCGCGUCACUUAAGCCGGUUAAGGUCACAAAAUAAGUUGAAAGGGCACAGUUUAAACAUUUAAAUUAAAAAAUAUUUACCAGUUGUUGAGAAAAUGGUACGCCAAAGCUCUUAUAUUUAAAGCCGGUCCUCAAAAUUUGGUUCUUCUAAAUAGGUACCAGUAUCCAAUAUUAAUUUCUGUCGAAAGUUGAUUCGGCAUUGGUCUCGUUUUUAGGAUCCAAGUAACGGCCCACUCCUCUUGAUGCCGGUGUCUAUUUUUAGAUCCAGGUUCAAUUCUUGGAAGUUGCUCCCAAACACACAGAAUCAGGCUCAUCUAGGUAAAUAGACACUAUUAUAUACUAUACAUAAUUAUAUUACCAUGGUCUUUCAUGCCAAAUGAGCGCUGGCCGAGUCUCCCGCCACGCCUGCAUCAAUGACGUCAUCCGCAGAGCUCUUGUUGCAGUCAACGUGCCAGCGGUCCUUGAGCCUAGCGGCAUCUUUCGUGACGAUGGCAAGAGACCUGACGGAAUGACGCUCAUUCCGUGGAAGCAGGGUCGCCCUCUUGUGUGGGACGCAACUUGCGCGCGGAUACGCUUGCUCCGUGCCACACAGAGAGCACCUCCCUUGCUGCGGGUGCGGCGGCGGACUCUGCUGAAUGCUCUAAACGGCGCAAAUAUUCAGCUCUCAAUGAGAACUAUAUAUUUGUGCCGUUUGGUGUUGAGACCAUGGGCCCACGGGGUCCAAGCGCUCGUUCCUUU